Molecule: messenger RNA, 8387 nt
Organism: Gorilla gorilla gorilla (western lowland gorilla)
Lineage: Eukaryota; Metazoa; Chordata; Mammalia; Primates; Hominidae
Gene: ANKRD36C
Product: ankyrin repeat domain 36C
Exons: 82
Coding region: 1192-7089 (1965 amino acids)
Molecular function (GO): protein binding
Source: RefSeq, a predicted model, not a curated record
ACAAUAGCGAAUGUUACUUGAUUUAUAUUUGUCUCAUGAGGUGAAGAACUGGGAGGAAUCUCAGAGAUCAUGUAUUUCAACUUCCUCACGGAGUGGCAUGCAGGCAGCAUGCCCCGAUUGCCCCUCCUCACACCUGCCCAUCAUAGGACUUGGGCGACGGGGUGGUGAAAUCAGGCUGUGGCCCCAGCGGCGCCACGAGGCCGAAAACCGGCGCUCAGCCUCAUCCCGGUGGCUGCAGAGUGCCAAGCGCCAGGUCCUGCGCUCUGGGCGCGGGUCAGAAGCAGCUGGCAAGGGCAGCGCAGCCUGUGGGCCCUUGGGCGCGGCCGGCCGCAGCUCCGGGAAGCCACGUCAGCCCACGGGCGCUGCAGCUGCAGCCGCCACCAGCACAUGGAGCAGGGGUCCCCGAGGAUUGGGAAUCCCCGACCAGGCCUGCGCCUCCAGCCGCGCGGACCCCGGGGCCAGCCUGGCCGCGGCAAGUCAGGCAGUCUGCGGCAGGAGCGCCGGGCAUGGGCUUCGGCCGGGGGUGCAGGAGGCGCGCACCCUCCGGCCGGAUGGGCGGCGCAUUCAGGGCCCAGGAGGCCAUCCCAGGGGAUCCCCGCCAGCCCCCGCCGGAGCCCGAGCUGCAGUGCCACCUGCAAGUGGUGCGCUGGCUGCAGCUGUGGCAACCCCGGAUCCCGUCCUCCCGCCUCGCACCCAUCAGAGCGGACCCCGGGGGCGACGCAGUGGCGAUGUCGGGCUGUGGGCCCAGCGGUGGCACCAGGCGGAGAAGCACCACUCAACCCCAUCCCUGGGCUGCAGAGGGCCCAGCGCGGGGGGCUCCGAGCGUCGGGAGCCUGUGGAAGAGAAGAGCGCGCGGGCGACAGUUAAAACAGGCCCUGGAGCAGGGCGCGCCUCGCGCUCCAGGGAGCCCCGCCCGCGGCACCUCCGCAGCAACCGCCGCCUGCACUGGGCGCGCGAGAGCUGCUAGGGCGGUUUCUCUGCCUCGGGCCUGUUGGGCAGGGCCGGCUAAGGUGCGCGUGCUCGCUGGUCCUAACCCUUCUGUUGGGCGUUUCUGCGGAGAGGCGGGAGGCGCUGAGAGUCUGUGCGGAGGUCCGUGGACAGACUGCUUUGCCUGUUGUUGCUCUUCGGAGGCGGCGAUCCCGGAAGGCGAGCUGAAAUACGGCUGCAGGCUACAAUUUGCAGCCGACCAUUAUGGAAGACCACAAGCCGAAGAGGUGGCCCACCCUCAGGGACCGCUUGUGCUCGGAUGGCUUCUUAUAUCCCCAUUACCCCAUUAAACCGUAUCAUCUGAAGGGGAUCCACAGAGCUGUCUUCUGUCGUGAUCUGGAGGAACUGAAGUUCGUUCUGCUCACGCGUUAUGACAUCAAUAAGAGAGACAAGAAGGAAAGGACUGCCCUACAUUUGGCCUGUGCCACUGGCCAACCGGAAAUGGUACGUCUCCUGGUGUCCAGAAGAUGUGAGCUUAACCUCUACGACCGUGAAGACAGGACACCUCUGAUCAAGGCUGUACAACUGAGGCAGGAGGCUUGUGCAACUAUUCUGCUGCAAAAUGGUGCCGAUCCAAAUAUUAUGGAUUUCUUUGGAAGGACUGCUCUGCACUACGCUGUGUAUAAUGAAGAUACAUCCAUGAUAGAAAAACUUCUUUCAUAUGGUGCAAAUAUUGAAGAAUGCAGCAAGGAUGAAUAUCCGCCACUGUUCCUUGCUGUGGGUCAAAGAAAAGUGAAAAUGGUGGAAUUUUUAUUAAAGAAAAAAGCAAAUAUAAAUGCCGUUGAUUAUCUUGGCAGAUCAGCCCUCAUACUUGCUGUUACUCUUGGAGAAAAAGAUAUAGUCAUUCUUCUUCUGCAGCACAAUAUUGAUGUGUUUUCUCGAGAUGUGUAUGGAAAGCUUGCAGAAGAUUAUGCCAGUGAGGCUAAGAACAGAGUCAUUUUCGAACUAAUUUAUGAAUACGAAAGAAAGAAACAUGAAGAGCUUUCUAUAAAUAGCAAUCCAGUGUCUUCUCAGAAACAACCAGCCUUGAAGGCUACAAGUGGCAAGGAAGAUUCUAUUUCGAAUAUAGCCACAGAAAUAAAGGAUGGACAAAAAUCUGGGACAGUGUCUUCUGAGAAACAACCGGCCUUGAAGGAUACAAGUGACAAGAACGAUUCUGUUUCGAACACAGCCACAGAAAUAAAAGAUGAACAAAAAUCUGGGACAGUGCUUCCUGCUGUUGAACAGUGCUUAAACAGGCAACUCUGCUUUAAAGAGGUUGAAAUAUUGGCUCAUGAUUCCACAGUUAACAGGAGUCUCUACAGACCGGAUGCUGUUGCACAGCCUGUGACAGAGGAUGAGUUUGCUUUGGAGUCUGAGAUUACUUCAAAACUAUACAUCCCAAAGAGAAAGAUUAUUUCUCCACGAUCUAUAGAAGAUACGCUUCCUCCUGUUGAAGAGGCUGCUGACAGGUGUCUCUACCUACUGGACCGUUUUGCACAGGCUGUGGCAAAGGAUAAGUUUGCUUUGGAAUCUGAGAAUAUUUCAGAACCAUACUUUACGAACAGAAGGACUAUUUCUCAACAAUCUGAAGAAAAGUUAGAUGCUGCAUGUGGCACUGACAAAACAGAAAAUGGAACCUUGUUUGAAGACCAAAAUGUUGAUAAGGAAGGAAAAGCACUACCAACAACUGGACAAAAAGCAAAUGUGUCUCCUGAGCAACCGCCUUUAUUCACGCAUACGGUGAAAGACAGAGAUCACAUUUCAACUAGAUUCUUAGGAAGUAUGGAUUCACUAACUUCCAGUGAAGAAUCUUCUGAGCGACCUCCUUUAUCCACGCUUACUCUGAAAGAGGCAGAUCCCAGUUCAAAAGCAGCCAUGAGAAGGAAGGAUUCACCACCUCCAGGAAAAGUAUCUUCUCAGAAACAACCAGCUGAGAAGGCUACAAGUGAUGACAAAGAUUCUGUUCCAAAUAUAGCCACAGAAAUAAAGGAGGGACCAAUAUCUGGGACAGUGUCUUCUCAGAAACAACCAGCUGAGAAGGCUACAAGUGACGAGAAAGAUUCUGUUUCAAAUAUAGCCACAGAAAUAAAGGAGGGACAACAAUCUGGGACAGUGUCUCCUCAGAAACAAUCGGCCCAGAAGGUUAUAUUUAAAAAGAAAGUUUCUCUUUUGAAUUUUGCCACAAGAGUAAUGGACGGUUGGAAAUCUGGAACAGUGUCUUCUCAGAAACAACCACCCUCAAAGGCUACAAGUGACAAGACAGAUUCUGCUUUGAAUAUAGCUACAGAAAUAAAGGAUGGACUACAAUGUGGGACAGUGUCUUCUCAGAAACAACCAGCCUUGAAGGCUACAACUGAUGAGGAAGAUUCUGUUUCGAAUAUAGCCACAGAAAUAAAGGAUGGAGAAAAAUCUGGGACAGUGUCUUCUCAGAAACAACCAGCCUUGAAGGCUACAACUGACGAGGAAGAUUCUGUUUCGAAUAUAGCCACAGAAAUAAAGGAUGGAGAAAAAUCUGGGACAGUGUCUUCUCAAAAACAACCAGCCUUGAAGGCUGCAACUGACGAGGAAGAUUCUGUUUCGAAUAUAGCCACAGAAAUAAAGGAUGGAGAAAAAAUUGGGACAGUGUCUUCUCAGAAAAAAACAGCCUUGAAGGCUACAAGUGAUGAGAAAGAUCCUUUUUCGAAUAUAACCAGAGAAAAAAAGGAUGGAGAAAUAUCUAGGACAGUGUCUUCUCAGAAACCACCAGCCUUGAAGGCUACAAGUGACGAGGAAGAUUCUGUUUUGAAUAUAGCCAGAGAAAAAAAGGAUGGAGAAAAAUCUAGAAAAGUGUCUUCUGAGCAACCACCAGGCUUGAAGGCUACAAGAGACAAGAAAGAUUCUCUUUUGAAUAUAGCCAGAGGUAAAAAGCAUGGAGACAAAACUAGGAGAGUGUCUUCUCGGAAAAAACCAGCCUUGAAGGCUACAAGUGACAAGGAAGAUUCUAUUCCAAAUAUAGCCACAGAAACAAAGGAUGAACAAAUAUCUGGGACAGUGUCUUCUCAGAAACAACCAGCCUUGAAGGCUACAAGUGUCAAGAAAGAUUCUGUUUCGGAUAUACCCACAGAAAUAAAGGAUGGACAACAAUCUGGAACAGUGUCUUCUCAGAAACCACCAGCCUUGAAGGCUACAAGUGACGAGGAAGAUUCUGUUUUGAAUAUAGCCAGAGAAAAAAAGGAUGGAGAAAAAUCUAGAACAGUGUCUUCUGAGCAACCACCAGGCUUGAAGGCUACAAGAGACAAGAAAGAUUCUCUUUUGAAUAUAGCCAGAGGUAAAAAGCAUGGAGACAAAACUAGGAGAGUGUCUUCUCGGAAAAAACCAGCCUUGAAGGCUACAAGUGACAAGGAAGAUUCUAUUCCAAAUAUAGCCACAGAAACAAAGGAUGAACAAAUAUCUGGGACAGUGUCUUCUCAGAAACAACCAGCCUUGAAGGCUACAAGUGUCAAGAAAGAUUCUGUUUCGGAUAUACCCACAGAAAUAAAGGAUGGACAACAAUCUGGAACAGUGUCUUCUCAGAAACCACCAGCCUUGAAGGCUACAAGUGACGAGGAAGAUUCUGUUUUGAAUAUAGCCAGAGAAAAAAAGGAUGGAGAAAAAUCUAGAACAGUGUCUUCUGAGCAACCACCAGGCUUGAAGGCUACAAGAGACAAGAAAGAUUCUCUUUUGAAUAUAGCCAGAGGUAAAAAGCAUGGAGACAAAACUAGGAGAGUGUCUUCUCGGAAAAAACCAGCCUUGAAGGCUACAAGUGACAAGGAAGAUUCUAUUCCAAAUAUAGCCACAGAAACAAAGGAUGAACAAAUAUCUGGGACAGUGUCUUCUCAGAAACAACCAGCCUUGAAGGCUACAAGUGUCAAGAAAGAUUCUGUUUCGGAUAUACCCACAGAAAUAAAGGAUGGACAACAAUCUGGAACAGUGUCUUCUCAGAAACAACCGGCCUGGAAGGCUACAAGUGUCAAGAAAGAUUCUGUUUCGAAUAUAGCCACAGAAAUAAAGGAUGGACAAAUACCUGGGACAGUGUCUUCUCAGAGACAACCAGCCUUGAAGGCUACAGGUGAUGAGAAAGAUUCUGUUUCGAAUAUAGCCAGAGAAAUAAAGGAUGGAGAAAAAUCUGGGACAGAGUAUCCUGAGAAUCUGCCCACCUUGAAGGCUACAAUUGAAAAUAAAGAUUCUGUUCUGAAUACAGCCACCAAAAUGAAGGAUGUACAAACAUCCACACCAGCAGAACAAGACUUAGAAAUGGCAUCAGAGGGAGAGCAAAAGAGGCUUGAAGAAUAUGAAAAUAACCAGCCACAGGUGAAAAACCAAAUACAUUCUAGGGAUGACCUUGAUGACAUAAUUCAGUCAUCUCAAACAGUCUCAGAGGAUGGUGACUCGCUUUGCUGUAAUUGUAAGAAUGUCAUAUUACUCAUUGAUCAACAUGAAAUGAAGUGCAAAGAUUGUGUUCACCUAUUGAAAAUUAAAAAUACAUUUUGUUUAUGGAAAAGAUUAAUAGAACUUGAUCACUGUGAGCAACUUAGAGUAAAAAUUCAAAAACUGAAAAAUAAGGCUAGUGUACUACAAAAGAGACUAUCUGAAAAAGAAGAAAUAAAAUCGCAGUUAGAGCAUGAAACACUUGAAUUGGAAAAAGAACUCUGUAGUUUGAGAUUUGCCAUACAGCAAGAAAAAAAGAAAAGAAGAAGUGUUGAAGAGUUGUACCAAAAAGUUAGGGAAAAGUUAAGAAUCACAGAAGAGCAAUAUAGGAUAGAAGCUGAUGUGACAAAACCAAUUAAACCGGCUCUCAAAUCAGCGGAGGUGGAAUUGAAGACAGAAGGAAAUAAUUCAAAUCAGGUUUCUGAAACUGAUGAAAAAGAAGACCUGCUGCAUGAAAACCGCUUGAUGCAAGAUGAAAUUGCCAGGCUCAGGCUGGAAAAAGACACAAUAAAAAACCAAAACCUGGAAAAGAAAUACUUAAAAGACUUUGAAAUUGUGAAAAGAAAGCAUGAAGACCUUCAAAAGGCUCUAAAACGGAAUGAGGAAACAUUAGCAGAAACGAUAGCCUGUUAUAGUGGACAGCUUGCUGCUUUGACGGAUGAAAACACAACGCUCCGUUCCAAACUGGAGAAGCAAAGAGAGAGCAGGCAAAGACUGGAAACAGAAAUGCAAUCAUACCAUUGUAGACUGAAUGCUGCUCUAUGUGAUCAUGAUCCAAGUCACUCAUCAGAAAGAGACCAAGAGCUUGCUUUCCAGGGCACAGUAGAUAAAUGUUGUCAUUUACAGGAAAAUUUGAAUUCUCAGGUUCUGAUUCUUUCUCUGCAACUUUCUAAAGCUGAGAGUAAGUUCAGACUCCUCGAAACUGAGCUCCAUUACACAGGAGAGGCUCUGAAAGAAAAGGCUUUGGUUUUUGAACAUGUGCAAAGUGAGCUAAGGCAAAAACAGAGUCAAAUGAAGGACAUUGAAAAAAUGUACAAAAGUGGAUACAAUACAAUGGAAAAAUGCAUAGAAAAGCAGGAAAGAUUUUGUCAACUAAAAAAACAAAAUAUGUUGCUUCAACAGCAACUGGAUGAUGCUCGCAACAAAGCUGACAAUCAAGAAAAAGCAAUACUUAAUAUUCAAGCCGGAUGUGAUGCUAGAGUACAAAACCUUCAAGCUGAGUGCAGAAAGCACCGUCUUUUACUAGAAGAAGACAAUAAAAUGUUGGUCAAUGAAUUGAAUCAUUUGAAAGAAAAAGAAUGCCAAUAUGAAAAAGAGAAAGCAGAAAGAGAAGUAGCUGUGAGACAGCUUCAACAAAAACGAGAUGAUGUCUUAAACAAACGAUCAGCAACAAAAGCUUUGCUGGAUGCUUCAUCGCGUCACUGCAUCUAUUUAGAAAAUGGGAUGCAGGAUUCAAGGAAGAAAUUAGAUCAGAUGAGAAGUCAAUUUCAAGAAAUACAGGAUCAACUUACAGCUACUAUAAGAUGUAUUAAGGAGAUGGAAGGCGACGCACAAAAGCUUGAAGUAGAAAAUGUCAUGAUGAGAAAAAUUAUUAAAAAACAGGAUGAACAAAUUGAGCGGUUUGAGAAAAUCCUGCAGCAUUCAAGUUUGAUGCUGCAGGUGUUUGAGAGCUAGAUGAAGAUAUGGACAUUUCUGGAAUUACAGAGCCCCCUCUACAUUGAGCACAAGACAGUGACGAAUCCACAUUCUUCAGCCAGCAAGUCACCUCUGAGAGCCAAAUGUCUGAUUAUAGACAAGAGAGUCAGAGAAUGAUAACGACAUCUCAGGAAAAUUGUGAAAAUAAUCAGCAACCGUGAUGGCAUCAGCUGAGAAGGGAAGGAAGCCCAUGUGAGGACACUGAAGGAGUGAGCAGACAAUAAGAAGCCCACAGAAGACAGAGAAGGAACACCUAGAGGGAGAAGCCAAGGCAGGCGUGUGUGGUAACAUAUAGGAACUGAGGGAGAGGACAUUUCAAGAUGGAGGGGAUGCCAUACAACAGGACUAUGUGAUGGUUUUUGGCUGUGUCCAUAGGAAGUCACAACAGGCAAGGGAAAGAAACCAGAACCCAGUCAUGGAGUUAAGAAGUGAGUCAGAGAGGAGAUGGGUAGGGACAGUGAGGUAAGGCCUCUUUUUAAGGAAGUUUGGCUGAAGGAUAGACUAGCUGGACAUAUGCUGGCUGUGUGGGGUAGAGGGAGGAAUGAUGGAGGGUAGGAGAGCCUUGAGCCUGCGAGAAGAGUCUCCUAGAAUAGAGAAGCUGAGGUUAAAGUUGUGGAAGACAGUGGGGAUAACUGAGUGACAGAUAAUCAGGAGAAGAAAAGGAGAUCCAGAAUCAUGACAGAGAGAUGACCUUUGCCAAGAGCACAGCCGUCUUUCACUGUCACAGAGAGGUAGGACAAAACGAUUGGUGUUCAAGAAUUGGUUUGUAGCACAAUAUUUCAACUAUGUCCUUUAAAAAGUUUCUCCACAGACACUACCCAAAGCAGUCCUUCACUACAGUGGCAGACAGACCUGAAAAUUUUCAUCUGAAGCAGCAGAGUGAACUGCAGAGGCAGGUCACCAACCAGUGUGGAGGCGAAAAGCGGGCCUCUCUGGGGAUUCCAGGUGGAAGUGUUGGACAUCUGUACUAUUCCUGGUCUCGAAUCAUCCUGAUAUUCUUCAUUUUGUCAUUCACAUUGGACCAGGAGAUAGAAUCUCACUAUGUUGACCAGGCUGGUCUUGAACUCUUGGCACCCAAGCGAUCCUUUUGCCUGGAAUCCCAAAGUGUCAGAUUUACUGAAGAAUAUUUCAUUGUAAUUACUUUUUAUACUUUAUAGGUCAAGAGCUCUGUUUUAAAGACAAAAUUUAUUGAAUAUACUUUUUCAAACAAAGUUUCAUGUUCUAAUCAUUGUAUGAUUUCAGCAUUAAAUGAAACACAGUAAAGAAAGUUGGGCUGA